CCCGACUUUCGCAGAGGUUUUUCACUUUCUCCCAUGGCAUACAUCAACCUGAAAUGAACAAUAAUGAUCAUCAUCAUCAUCGCGAAACCCUAACCCGAAACCCCAAAAUUCUCCAAAAUGAAACCCCUUUUCCCAAGACCCAAUUUUUUUACAAUCUCUCUCUUCACUAACACUGUUACUACUACAAAACCCUGCUUUCGAAUAGCCCAUUUCAGCACCAAUUUUCAGAACCAAGUACAAUCUUCGUACCCGUCUCGGCGGCACGAAGAGGAAAGCCGUAAUGUGAAGGUAUCAGUGUGGUGGGAUUUCGAGAACUGCUCUCCUCCAGCUGGUGUUAACGUUUUCAAGAUUGCACAGUGUGUUACUGCUGCUAUUAGGGCUAAUGGCAUAAAGGGUCCCAUUCAAAUUACUGCUUUUGGUGAUGUAAUGCAGCUUUCUAGGGUCAAUCAAGAAGCUCUUUCUUCUACUGGGAUUAAUCUUGCUCAUAUUCCUCAUGGUGGAAAGAACAGUGCUGACAGGUCCCUCCUUGUUGAUCUGAUGUAUUGGGUUUCUCAAAAUCCUCCACCGGCACACCUCUUCUUGAUUUCAGGUGACAGGGAUUUUGCUGGAAUAUUACACAGGCUGAGAAUGAGCAACUACAACAUUUUGCUAGCCAGUCCAGAAAGUGUUCCUAGUGUUCUUUGCAGUGCAGCUAGUAUCAUGUGGCAAUGGAACGCGUUAUUGAAGGGGGAAAACCUUAUAGGAAAGCAUUUUAAUCAGCCGCCAGAUGGUCCUUAUGGUUCUUGGUAUGGUCACUACAAGGCGGCUCUUGAAGACCCUUUUGCAGUUACAGAACAACCCGCAAAUCCUCGCUCGGAGCAAUUGUCCGAAGCUGUUGCAGAUUCUAAAUGUCGGCCCAUUCCGAGGUCAAUAGUGAGGCAUAUCCGCAAUAUUUUGAAUUCAUACCCCAAAGGAGUUUCUAUUACAGAACUUCGUGGAGAAUUAACGAAAAGCAAUUUGAGUAUAGACAAGGAUUUUUACGGUCAUAAGAAGUUCUCUCGUUUUCUUUUAGCCAUGCCAAAUAUUCUAAAGGUCCAGUUUGGAAGCGAUGGAAAAUAUCUUGUGCGGAGCGUCAACCCUAAAGUUCCUGAACAAAGUGACAAUUCAGGCAAAAGUGCAGAGCCUGAAACUAAUGGAGAGGCAGAAUUUAGUAGUACUCCUAUUUUGAAUGGCGAGACAGGCAGUUGUAUGGAGGGCAAGGGUGAGAAGUCACCUCAAUCCUCUGAACAGAAAGUGAAGACAUCUCCAAGAAAAUUCCCGGGACCGCAAAAAGUACAGGAGGUAUCAACAGAAGUUCAGCAGCCCCCACCUGAGAAUGUGGUCGCUAAAGCAAGUGAGGGUCAAUUGCAAACUGCAGAGCAUGAUUCUGCACCUGAAAUGGGCUUUCUAAAAAGGUUCUGGAAUAUGUGGUUUGGGAACAAGGAGUAUGCUCCUAGGGAUAAUAUCUCAAAUGAGUCAAAAAGUGCAGAAAGAGAUGUAGAAUUAAAAAGUCAUUCUGAGCAAUCAGAGGGUCCCCCUUCUUUUGCUCCUGAUAAUAACACCCGUAUAGAAGAUAAAGCCCCUAUGCAUCCAGAGGAUGCAACGGAGAAGCCUAGCCAAGAGUCAAGCCUUUUUAACCAGAUUAAGAACUGGUGUAGAUCUUGGAGAAGUUCCAAGCUCUCGGAUGAAUCAGGCUUAGAAUCCCAUAAAGAAUUCAAGCAGACAGAGGAAUUGUUCUCAAAGGAAUCCUUUUGGAGCGAAGUGGGAUCGUUCUUAGUUUCAAGCCAUGGUUCAGUGCUUGUCUUGCAAUCAAGAACUAGGGCCCAGAUGGCACAGAAUCUCCAACAAGAAGGUCCUUCAUCUCUGAAUUCUCUUAGUGAAGGUGAUGCUCUUCGGCUGGUGGACUUGUUAAUCUCAGAUAAGAAAUGGGUGGAGGAAUGUCUCUCCCGAACUUUCCCUUACAAACUCUAUCAGCCUGCUGUCAAAGCUUCAUUGAACAGUUAUUCUUCCACUUCCAAUGGGUUGAGUUCUAUGUUUAGGCAUACGAGGGAUACAUCUAACUUGCAAAGCUCAGAAAAACUUGAUGGCGAGAAAAGACACCAAAAUCCCCCUCACACGGGAGUUUCUCGGCCUGUUGGUCAGGGCACUUGUUUUGGUAAGUCCAGAAAUGAGGUGCUUAUGGACUGUCAGAAGCUGGUGGAUGACAUUGUAAAGCAAUAUCCGGAAGGAUACAACAUGGGAUCUUUCCGGUAUCUGUUUCUUGAAAGGUAUGGAUAUUCACUGGAUGUAAAUAAGCUUGGCUACACAAAGUUAGCUAAUCUCCUUCAGAUAAUGCCUGGGAUAAAAAUAGAGUCUACUUACAUUCUUCCCACAACUAAAGUCCCGAAAAGUCUAGGUCUAAAAACAGAUGAGCCAUCUGAUCAAGAAAGUGAUUUCAGUGGUACAGAAGGCAAUUUAGAUAGUGAAUCAUCGAGUUUGCCUGGGAAAGAUAAUGAGUUUGAUUCUACUUGGGAGGAACUGGGUCCAGUGUCUAAGGCAGGCCGUUCCAAGAAUGAAAUAAAACUGGGGUCUGAUGGAAAAGCCAAAGAUGGAUCAAGUGAACAAAUACAUGGAAACUAUGAAGCCCCAUUGGAUCUUGAUUUCUCUGAUUCAGAUGAAGAGAACUCAUGUUCCGCUAAAUCAGAAAAUGGGAAGUCGAAAGUGAAGGAGGAAGAUAGCUCAUUGUUACAGAUUCUUGAUUCAUGGUACGGUAGAACGGAUGGGUCAGCAAGUGUUGAUGGCGUGGUAGAAUCUUCAACCGAUGGUUCAAAAUCACAUACUUCAGUAUCAGCUUACAAAAUGGAAAAUUCUUCCUCUGGGAGGAGGCAGAAGAUACAUUCAUUUGUAACUGAGCAACCUGGGGAUACUAAGGAUAAGUUGAUUGAUGGUAUAUUGGGUAGCUUAAAGAAGUCAGGGGAGAGGUCGACUGAGUCGAGGGUGUAGUCUGAUGGUUGAGAAGAGCAUCCUGUCUGUGGCUUCUUUACAUCAACUUCUAGGAUAGGUGUUUAUCAAGUAGCACACGCAUUGUGCAACAUAUUGCUACUGAUCUAUGAUUAUAGUAGGCUAGUAUAUCGGAGAAUUUUAGUGGGGAGAAGUUACUAUUCUUUAUCUACUCCUAUGUACUAUGUUUAGUGGAUCUACAAAAGGUGAUAUUACUAUUGGAUUCACAUAUUUGAUUCUUAUGUUACCAACACAACACCUUUAAGGAGUUGUUUGGUUGGAGGAAUUGAAAAAAUAAUUUCAACAUAAAA
This is a messenger RNA of Nicotiana attenuata, 3308 nucleotides long. RefSeq lists its product as uncharacterized. Gene Ontology annotation, biological process: regulation of gene expression. Bases 118 to 3000 code for a protein of 960 amino acids. The record is from RefSeq and is a predicted model, not a curated record. Gene Ontology annotation, molecular function: RNA nuclease activity. Gene Ontology annotation, cellular component: peroxisome. Lineage: Eukaryota; Viridiplantae; Streptophyta; Magnoliopsida; Solanales; Solanaceae. The transcript is spliced from 3 exons.